This is a messenger RNA of Coregonus sp. 'balchen', 21588 nucleotides long. NCBI's taxonomy places the organism in Eukaryota, Metazoa, Chordata, Actinopteri, Salmoniformes, Salmonidae. The record is from the annotation of a GenBank genome assembly.
AUGAAUGCCGCCUGGGAAGGCCUGAACCGGACGUGGAGAGAGAGGAUGGAGAGGUUGGAGGAGGCCAUGACGGCUUCUGUGCAGUACCAGGAUGCAUUGCAGGUCAGUGUCCCAGAAUGCAUCACUCUUUCAGCUCAGUGUGUCAGAUAAUUAAAUAAUCUGGUAUUUAUUGCACUAGUUCUUUAGGAAAGUAGAUGCUUAGAGGAAAUGUAAAUCUGUCAUGAAGUAGAGGCAGCUAUAAGUAUCAGAACCUCGAUCGUCAUUAUAGUUUUCAGAAGUUAGAUUGACUCGUGUGUGUGUGUGUGUGUGUGUGUGUGUGUGUGUGUGUGUGUGUUGCAGAGCAUGUUUGACUACCUGGACAACGCAGUGAUAAAGCUGUGUGAUAUGUCCACUGUGGGCACUGAUCUGGGAACUGUCAAACAGCAGAUCGAAGAACUCAAGGUUUGAAUCAUAAUCGACUUUUGUCAUGUAGCUUUGAUAUAAAUAGUAUACUUAAUAUUUUCCUAUAUGUUUUUAUCAUCCUCCAAAUAUUUAUAAUAUUUAUUGUACUUAAAAAACGGUUUUGACGAAAAGAUAACAUUCUCGGUAAGUCAAAAAUACGCUCUUGGUCAAAAAAGUUAACGAUCACUUUAAUGAUAAGCAAAUUGCUAGUGCAGGCCUGACUCCUCUCUCCUCUCCUCCCCUCUGAGAAGCAGUACAAGGUGGAGGUGUACCAGCAGCAGAUAGACAUGGAGAAGCUGUGCCACCAGGGGGAGCUGCUGCUCAAGAAGGUCUCGGACCAGACCGACAGAGACAUGAUCCAGGAGCCCCUUACGGAGCUCCGACACCUCUGGGACAACCUGGGGGACAAGAUCACGCACAGACAGGUACACAGACUAUGCAUUGACCUGUUGUACCCAGUGACUCCCUAACUAUUGGACAGUAGCUACAGUAGCACUGCUGCCCUCUCUAAAAGAACGCCUUCAGACCUCCGGUCCUCUGGAACUCAAACUCACUGUCGGCUAAUAGCGCUACAUUGUUGUAGGGAACCCAAUAUUUGCCAAAUCAAGUUUGUCAGUUACACACAUAGAAAUAUGGAUUAUCUUUCUAUGGUUACACAUGCAUAAUAGAUUCUACCAUUAAAAGUUGUGGUAAUUAAAUUAAAAUGAAUUGAUACUUCAGAUAUGUACAAUAGAUUACAGAUUGCAAUACAAUGCAAUACAAUGCUACAUGAUUACUGAAUAACCGCUAUUUUCCCUAUGCUGUUUCCUACAGCAUAAGGUGGAGGGUGCUCUCCUGGCACUGGGUCAGUUCCAGCAUGCCUUGUCUGAGCUGCAGUCCUGGCUGAGUCACACCCAUGCCACCCUGGACACACAGAGACCCAUCAACUCUGACCCCAAGGCCAUCGAGAUAGAACUGGCCAAGCACCACGUACGUCUACCUCUCUACAUCUAUUCCUCCCACACUCUUACCUAUCAACUCUCCAUUUCUUCUUUACUCUUUAAGUUCUAGACUCUUAACGGCCAGUUUCCCGAGACCCAUAUUAAGCCAAUCCUGUACUAAAAAGCACUUUCAAUGGAGAUUCUCCAUCAGGAAAACGGCCUUAUUAGUCUACCUCUACCUCUCUCAUCUCUCCUCAAUCUCCCCUCCAUAUCAGCCUCACUUCUGUUAUUUUCCCUUAUAGAUUAUGCAUGGCAGCCAUUUUGUGCCAGAAUGCUUGCUUCACAUCAGUUAUUGCAUUGGAGAAGUGUAACCAACACACCCUCCCUCCAUCUCUCCCUCUCUCUCUUUCAGGUGCUGAGGAAUGACGUGCUGUCCCAUCGGUCCACGGUGGAGACGGUGAACGCGGCGGGGGCUGAGCUGCUGGAGUCCAGUCCCGGGGACGAGGCCAACCACCUCCGCGGCCAGCUGGACCACCUCAACCGCGGCUGGGAGAACCUGCUACUCAAGACCCAGGACCGACAGAAACUACUGGAGGCCGCACUACACCAGGUAAGAAUAAUACAGGAGGACUGGGCUGAGAAGAGUUACAGUAUAAGUACUGUUUAACUGAACUGAACUAAGCGAAAAGAAAGAAUGAAACCAUUUCUAUCCAUUUCAUCUUACCCCUCCCUGUAAUUAUAUUUCUAUAUUAGGGGUUUCCAACUUGUACAAAUAAGAUUAUCAAGUCGCCCUAGCAAAAUGUGUUAUUUCCCAGUUAAGUAAUGGUUUAAGUACUGUACUUAAUCUUAACUAAGCUAAAAUCACAGGGCUAAUGAAUGAACCACACAGUAGCACUGCCAUUAACACACAACUCAUGACUUCCUCUCUUGUUUCCGCUCUCCUCUUCCCCUCCUCCUUGUCCCUCGUUCCCCAGGCGGAGGGUUUCCAUGGUGAGCUGGAGGAGUUCCUGCAGUGGCUGAGGAGGACAGAGAGCCAGCUGUCUGCAGCCAAACCCACAGGUGGCCUGCCUGAGACCGCCCGGGAGCAGCUGCAGCAGCACCUGGUAAUACUGGGGAUACAUUUUAUAAUACUGCAGCCUGCCCAUACAUACACGAGAUAUGAUGUGAUGGAGAAAACACAUGCACCCACUAAAUAUGAUGGAUAAUACUCAUUCACUGUACAAUCUACUAUCUAAUCUGUAAACAUAUUGUUUUUAACCAUGUGUAACGGGUGUGUUAUACAUGCACAAUACAUAACCUAUGUAGUUUAACACCUGUUGUUAUUGGGUGGAUCCUCAAAGUAUCAAACUCCUCAUUCCAAACCAUGGCCACAUAUGUUUACCAUUCAUUAUGGAGGUUAUUCAUUGUUCAUCCAUUCAACCCUUUGAAAACAUCUGUGUGUGUGUCUAUAGGAGCUCCAGACCCAGUUGGCCCAGCGCGCUGAGCAGUACAACCGGCUGCUGGACGCGGGAGAGUCCAUGUUGCUUUCCCGCGGGGGGGAGGAGGGUGGCCCCGGAGCUGGUACGACCCAGACCCAACAGAACCUGGCCCUGCUGCAGAACAAGUGGGCCAGCCUGAACACCAAGAUGGACGACCGCAGGGUAAGAGAGGAACCUUCUGUUUAGAUGCAUGAAUGAAGGGCUUACUUCUUUAAAAACCCUGACGGAGGCCAAAAGCUGAAACACCUCGGUGUUUACUUGAAACAAUAAAGAAGCUUGCUAUUUACUUCCAUUGUUCUCCAAAGGAUGCUGAAUCUUCUCUCUAAGAGCUCCUUCAGAAAAUGUAAUGGUUGCUGAGCUUAGAGCUGAAUGCUAACUUGAGAAACAAGUACCUAACGCAAAGUCGUGCAUAUUUAAUUUGUAUAUGUAUACGAAUAGCUGCACUCAUGUAUUUCUUAGGUAGGUUUUAGACUCAAACCUACCUAAGAAAUACAUGAGUGCAGCUAUUCGUAUACAUAUACAAAUUAAAUAUGCACGACUUUGCGUUAGGUACUUGUUUCUCAAACUAAUACAAUAUAGAUUUUCACAGAUAGACUAUAAAAAACACUGUUUUACAUAGGAGCUGUAUCUAUAAGUUACCUUCAAACCUUUCACUGACCAUUUUGCUCCCCCUCCACUCCCCACCGUAGGCGAAGCUAGACGAGGCGGUGUCGCUGGCCACAGGGUUCCAGUCCUCCCUCCAGGACACCAUCAACUGGCUGACCCAGGCAGAGCAGACCCUCAACAUGGCCCAGCCCCCCUCCCUCAUCCUGGACACUGUCCUCUUUCAGAUAGAUGAACACAAGGUAGGGGCAGUUUAGGCACCAUGGAAGUAUAGAGAUCCUAUGUUAUACGUGAUUGACAUUAAUUUCUAUGGUAGGUGGGGUUAUACUGGUGAGAAGUUACAAUGGAAUGGAAUGUGAUAGAAUAUACUUGACUGUAUUUUACAUAAAUAUAUUCAAAUGUAAUAUUGCAGUUUAUCAUGCAAUAAUAUGUAAGUGAAUGAUGAGUUGACUUAUCAUAUUCAUCAGACAUUUUGCAGACUUAAUACAUUUCCCUUACUCCCACCCCUCCUUUUUGUUAGCUGAUCUGCAUGUGCAUAUACGGCUGAAAUCAUGGUACCCAGAACCAAAUCAGCGAAUCAAUUUUAUGUUAAGGCUGUCAUGAGGGACUAAUACAAUUGUAAAACGCUCUCUGUCUAUCUCUGUUCACCCCAGGUGUUUGUGAAUGAGGUGAACACCCACAGGGAGCAGGUGCUGGCCCUGGAGAAGGCUGGCUCUCAGCUGCGUUUCGCCAGUCUGAAGCAGGAUGUGGUUCUGAUCAAGAACCUGCUGCUGAGUGUACAGGCCCGCUGGGACAAGCUGGUGCAGAGGUCCCUGGACCGCGGCAGACACCUCGACGAGGCCCGCAAGAGGGCCAAGCAGGUACCCUACUAGUACUGACCCCGGGGUGGUAACUCGCCCUAACCAAUAUGCAGCACCUGAAUGGAUGAUAUAUGGCAGCCAUUUUGUACCAGAAUGCACACACAUCAAUAAGAGAUGAUACACCAGUUUCUCUUGACCUCCCUCUAGUUCCAUGAGGCGUGGAGGAAACUGUCUGACUGGCUGGAGGAGGCUGAGAGCCGGCUAGACUCAGAGCUGGAGAUCUCCAACGAGCCAGACAAGAUCAAAGUACAUCUGACCAAACACAAGGUACAGUAGGAGUCUCACUUUAAAGCUCACUGUAUGGGUCUUGCAUGGAAAUAAUAGGGUUCUGAGUGAUACCCACACACAACAUAUGAUUAGGCUGCACAAUGUAGAUCCUCUGUGCUUUUGUGAGAUUUUUCACUUACCUGUACGACAUGCUAUCCUUAACUAAAUACCCCUCUCUCUGUCUCCCUCCUCCCGCCCAAAGGAGUUUCAGAAGGCUCUGGGCUCUAAGCAGCCGGUGUAUGACACCACAGUGAGGUCUGGUAAAGCCAUGAGGGACAAGGCCACGCUGCCCGAAGACACCCAGAAACUAGACCACCUACUGGGGGAGGUCAGGGACAAAUGGGACACCGUUUGUGGGAAGAGUGUGGAGAGGUGAGGGGAAAACUUGACGCCAAAUGCUUUAUUAGUAUGACUAUUAUGGUAGGGUUCUCCAACUCCAGUCCUGGAGAGCGACUGAUUGUACAGGUUUCUGUUCCAUCUGCCCAGCACUAAGUAACGCACCUGAUUCAGCUAAUUCUGGUCCUGAUUGAACCCCACAAUUAUUGAUUGGUUAUUUGAAACAAGCGUGUUAAAGCAGGUCUGGAACAAAAGCCUGCAAACCCAGUAGCUCUCCAGGAUGCUGACAUAUAGAAUACUGGAUCAUAAAAGCAAAGUUCAUAUAACGAUAGCUACAAUUUCAAUGUAAUGUGACAGCUGACUUUUUCCUUCUCCAUCUCUCAUCCAGGCAACACAAGCUGGAGGAGGCCCUGCUGUUCUCAGGUCAGUUUGCUGAGGCCCUGCAGGCCCUGGUGGACUGGCUGUACCGUGUAGAACCCCAGCUGGCUGAAGAUUUGCCUGUCCAUGGAGACCUGGACCUGGUCUCCAACCUCAUGGACUCUCACAAGGUAUUUAUUUAUUUAUGUAACAGCAAAUGUUAGACUAUUGGUUACCAUCGGUUAUGAAAAAAUAUUAAAUAAUCCAUGUGAAUUCUUAUUUAUCAAACAUCAUGUUUGACCCAUUUUUCCUAUUGGGGACUAAUUGAAUAUAUAUUCAUUCAUAUUUCACCCCUGUGCCCUAUGUUUAGGGUUAACACUAUUUCCAUGUUGUUUGACCACUGUUGGGUUAUGUCUCCUCAGGCCUUCCAAAAGGAGUUGGGGAAGAGGACCACUAGUGUCCACGCCCUGAAGCGCUCAGCCAGAGAACUGAUGGAGACGGGCCGCGACGACACCGCCUGGGUCAAAGUUCAACUGCAAGAGCUCAGCAACCGCUGGGACACAGUCUGUGCCCUGUCCGUCACCAAGCAGACCCGCCUCCAGCAGGCCCUCAAACAGGUCAGUUGGGAAGAAGCCGCCAAGUGGUUAUGCCAUCUUUAUUGUUUUUAUGUAUUAAUACAAUACUUCAAAGAUACAAAAAAUCAUGAAUUUGAUGAUAAUUUAAUGUAAAGAUACAGAUAAUUUCAGUUAAUCUUCUUUUCCUUCAUUAAUGCUAUCUGUGCAAGCACAGUACAGUGUAUAAGACCUUAAACUUAGCAAAAGCUAGAUAAAACUGAAAACCCUUUUCUCUAUCCUUCUAAUGAUCCCUCCCUCUUUCAUCCCUCUCUCUCAGGCGGAGGAGUUCCGCACGGCGGUGCAGCUGCUUCUGGAAUGGCUGUCAGAGGCAGAGCAGACGCUGCGUUUCCGUGGGGUGCUGCCCGAGGAGGCGGAGACUCUGCAGACGCUGCUCCACACCCACCGGAACUUCAUGGCCACGGUGGAGGAGAAGAGGACAGACGUGAACCAGGCAGCGGGCCAGGGCGAGGCCAUCCUCACCGCGUGCCACGCCGACUGUAUCACCACCAUCAAACACUGGAUUACCAUCAUCCGAGCCCGCUUCGAAGAGGUAGGUUGGCUGGAGAGGGAAUGGGAGAGAGAGAGUGGGAUGAAUAGAGAGAUAAGAGAGGGGGUAAAGAUUUUAAAGCCCUGUUGGGCCAGAUAGUCAUUUCAAGUAUUUCACCCAUUAAUUGGUGCAUUUUGCUUCUAUAGGUCCUCACAUGGGCCAAACAGCACGAGCAGCGUCUGGAGACGGCUCUGACAGAGCUACUCAACAACGCCACUCUAUUGGAGGAGUUGUUGUCAUGGCUGCAGUGGGCGGAGACCACCCUAGUCCAGCGUGAUGGAGAGACUCUUCCACAGGACAUCCCUCAGCUCAAAACACUCAUCACAGAACACCAGGUGGGAGGAGCCUACCUUUCUCAAACCCUCAUUGGCUAAGUUGCUAUUAUAAUUGUUAUCACCCUUUCUGAUUGGCUGUCUAAUGUCAAUCCAUUGUUCCCAGGUGUUUAUGGAGGAGAUGACCCGGAAACAGCCUGACGUGGACAAAGUGACCAAGACUUACAAGAGGAAACCAGCAGAGCCCCCUAGCAGCCUAGCUGAGAGGAGAGGAGCUCGUACGUUACCUUAUUUUACCUCACAGAGAUGCAUUUAUAUUAUGUUAAACUAAAUGCAUAUGUACCUAGAAAUGCAUAAGCGAAGAUAUACAGUGGGUGCCUGUCCCCCAAACAUUCACAGUCCAUCCUGACUGACUUCACUGAAGGAGAAAGACAAUAGAAGUCACCUAAAUAUGAUCAAACAUUCCAUCGAGUGUCAUCAACAUAAACCCAUAUAAUGCACAGUAACCAUGACACCUCUCCCUCCUCUCCCUACAGGUAAAAACCAGCAGCAACAACAGCAUCAACAACAGGCGGCGAUGCAGAUCGCCGGGGGCAACCCCCGCCUGACCCAGCUAUGCUCAAGGUGGCAGCAGGUGUGGCUGCUUGCCCUUGACCGCCAACGCAAGCUCAACGACGCCCUCGACAGGCUUGAAGAGGUACUUUAUUGUAACAACUUGAUAUUCCCUAUUCGGGCAGUAGCGGGCUUGGAGACCCGAGUUUGAGACCUGCAUCUCUGUCAUGUUCGCUACAUUGGUUUCAGAAGUGGGAUGUCUGUAUGUUUGCAGAGGGUGUCCUAUAUAGUGUCUUGUCAAAACAGACACAGGAUUUCCUCAGUGUAUUGCUCUUCCUCAUUUAUCUCACAUUAUCUUCAUUGUCUUUGUCCCCAGCUGAAAGAGUUUGCCAACUUCGACUUUGACGUGUGGAGGAAGAAGUACAUGCGCUGGAUGAACCACAAGAAGUCUCGCGUCAUGGACUUCUUCAGGCGCAUCGACAAGGACCAGGACGGCAAGAUCACUCGCCAGGAGUUCAUCGACGGCAUCCUGGCCUCAAGUAUGCUCUUGAGAGCUAGCUAGACAUCGUUAGCUCUGUUCUUUGCCCAUAGCCUGCUCCAACUUAAACUCUAGUCAAGUCCAAUAUCUUUCUGAUAAGUGCUAUAUCUUGGUCAUCAUCUUUUUCUAACUGUUUGUUGUGCUGUGCAGAGUUCCCCACCAGCAGGUUGGAGAUGACGGCGGUGGCAGACAUCUUUGACCAGGACGGAGACGGUUACAUCGACUACUACGAGUUUGUGGCGGCGCUGCACCCUAACAAGGACGCCUACCGGCCCACCACCGACGCUGACAAGAUAGAAGAUGAGGUGAGGAAGACACACACACACACACACACACACACACACACACACACACACACACACACACACACACACACACACACACAUACCCACAUAUCAUAAACAACACACACACACACAUACCCACAUAUCAUAAACGACACACACACACAUACACACACACACAGAUAUACCCACAUAUCAUAAACGACACACACACACACACGCACACUUAUUUUGAAUAACAAAGCUGGACAUUUGACUUGCCUAGUCCAAUAGCAGCUCAUGAAUUGGAGGUUAAUGGAGCCAGCCUUGUGACUUUGUCUCUCUUUCUCCCUUCUUUUUCUGUGCAGGUGACCAGACAGGUGGCACAGUGUAAAUGUACCAAGAGGUUCCAGGUGGAGCAGAUAGGAGAGAACAAGUACAGAGUAAGUCCUCCUCAGCCAGUGACUGGAUACAUUUACCAACAGUUAAUAAACACAUUAUUAUAUAUUCUGUCUGCAUGUUAUGAGUUAGUAUUAGGUAUGAGAUAUUGUAUUUUUAAAUGCAGAUGGGCCAGAGCAAUUACAAGGUGAGUUACACCUGAGUCUACAGUGCUGUGGACGUUAAAAAAUAUAUAAUCUUAAAAGCUUUUUUUGCUUGGACAGCUUCUACUUAGCUAAAUACAGUUUUCAGAUGCUACUUGAUGGAGUGAAUCUUGGUAAUGUUAAGAAUAAUGUGUAUUUUUGAAGUUGUUGCAUUUGCAGUCAUGGUGGGUCUAGGGCUGCGUCUGAAAUGGCACCCUAGUCCUUAUAUUGUGCACUACUUUUGACCAUAGUUCACUACCUUUGACCAGGGCCCUGAACAGAAGUAGUGCACUAUAUAGAGAAUAGGUUGUCAUUUCAGACACAGCCUAGUUUUUGUUAACUGAUGCUGGCUGUGUGUCACUACUUCUUUGAGCACCAAUAACUGCUGUUGUUGAACUAACGAAUGACAUCACUCCAUUUCUCACGUAUUUAAAUGUUAGCCAAUAGCAGUAGCACUCAUCUGUAUCCAUGGAAAUGCCAGCUUUGUAAGCAAGCUUCAAUAAGCUUUGCCAUAUACUCAUUAAAGAAGGUGGUCACAUAUUAUUGAUAAUUACUAAGAAAUCCGCGGGCCAAAAAAGAGCGUCUCACAGGCCGCAUCUGGCCCGCGGACCGUAUGUUAUGCACCCCGAAGCUCUUCAACAUAUCAUAUCUCUGGAUACAUAUCUCUGAUCACAGCACUACGGGAUUGAUAUGCUGUGUGUGCUUCCCACCAACAAACUAAUAUAACCAUAAUAUAACAUAAAUAUAAUUUAUAAACCAUAACAUUUAUCACAGCUUCAGGAUUAGCAACUACUACCAUCGCUGUUUUUUUUGUGAACUACAUCAUCAUUAUCCAUGGGUUAAUGAUAUCCAGUGUCUGGCCAAAGACACUGAACUAUAAACUAACUGCACCGAGCUUGGGUCACGUUGUCACGUGACAUCACACCAUUCUGUCUGUCUGACUCUCUUCUUGUGUGUUUGUCUGUCUGGCUUCACCCUUCACUGACUUAUCCAUCUUGCUGUGUCUUCGAGUGGCAGUUUAGUGGCACUUUAACCACACUAUUACAGAUCGGAAAUAAGAUCAUCCAUAGUAUCCAUAUUAUUCAAAUUCCACUGCAUCCUUUUGCUUUUGCAGUCAAAUUUAAGGUUGGUUUUAAUGGCAAGAAGACGAGUCAAUUAACUACAAAAUGAAUUGUAAAAUGUCUUACAUGGAGUAAGCUACAGUUUUAUUUCUCUAUCCAAAUUAGGUCUUAUCCAAUGCCAGGUUUAGUCUUCAUUAUUUGUGUCUGUACAUGUUAUAUCAUUCUUUCUCUUUUUCUUUCUCUUUGUUUAUUCCUCCUCCACGUCUGCUGGAUUUAUUGUAGUUCUUCCUUGGAAACCAGGUAAAGUUGACUCGAGUGUUUGGUCCUUUGAAAUCUGCUUCCUGGAUCUCCACCAAUGCAGUGGCCUCAAUUCUAUGCCACAAAAAAUGUUGCCAUGGUGACAAUGCAUUUCAUGUUUGACCGGAAAUGACAUAACACCAUUAAAUAUAGCACUACACUGUUGGUGCGAAUUAUGGAAGUGGGUUUCAUAGGCCAUUGAGGUUGUUCUCUUGGUGUGAUUUUGCACAUUUUUAAGACUUUUAUUUUGAGAAUGACAUCAAUUUGGCAGACUGGAAUGGGUUAGAAUGAUAAGGGUUAUAAUGGUAACAAGGGGUUACCCUAUCUGAUUAGCUUUGGACUGGGGCAAAUGGAAAAAUUAUGCUGUUCUGAGAGUAAUUCAAAAUUAACAUUGGUCCCUUAUCUGUUUGUGCUGUCUUGCCAACUCUAUGGUCAUUGUCACAAUGACCAUGAAUCCCCAAAGAGUUGACAAGACAGCACAAACAGACACAGGCUAAUCAAAGAUAGCUCUGACGUGGUAUUGCUUCAUAGAGUUCUGCUUGCUGGGUGAUGGAGCAGUUUACCAUAGUAACUCUCUGAAGUGUAAAUGUAAUUCUGCAUGAAACAAAGCUGACUAUAAGGUAGAAUGAAAUAUUUUAGAGAUUGCCAUGGGAACUAAUAUUUUGUUUUAGUUUAUUGGGUAAGCUGGGCUUUUGACAAAUAGGUGAUUUAGUAGUAUCAUUAGUGCAUGGGUGUUGUAGUAUAAUUUGCAUGGAGUGGAGUGUACUUUUGCUCAGAUUGGUAUGGGUUGCUGUGUAUAAUGGCUUUGGAUUCUUAAAAUCUCAUGUCAAUAAUCGUUGUACUCACUGAAUUCCUCUCUGUUUCUCCCUCUGUCCAUUUCCUCUCCUCUCUGUUUCUCCCUCUGUCCAUUUCCUCUCCUCUCUGUUUCUCCCUCUGUCCAUUUCCUCUCCUCUCUGUUUCUCCCUCUGUCCAUUUCCUCUCCUCUCUGUUUCUCCCUCUGUCCAUUUCCUCUCCUCUCUGUUUCUCCCUCUGUCCAUUUCCUCUCCUCUCUGUUUCUCCCUCUGUCCAUUUCCUCUCCUCUCUGUUUCUCCCUCUGUCCAUUUCCUCUCCUCUCUGUUUCUCCCUCUGUCCAUUUCCUCUCCUCUCUGUUUCUCCCUCUGUCCAUUUCCUCUCCUCUCUGUUUCUCCCUCUGUCCAUUUCCUCUCCUCUCUGUUUCUCCCUCUGUCCAUUUCCUCUCCUCUCUGUUUCUCCCUCUGUCCAUUUCCUCUCCUCUCUGUUGCUGUGUUAGUUUGGUGACUCUCAGCAGUUGCGGUUGGUGCGUAUCCUGCGCAGUACGGUCAUGGUGCGGGUCGGAGGGGGCUGGAUGGCCCUGGACGAGUUCCUGGUCAAGAACGAUCCCUGCAGAGGUGUGUGGGGUUUAUUUAUGCACAGACACACACACACACACACACACACUGAGUACACAUACAAAUACAGAAUGUACGUACACACAUACUCACAUACACACACAGUUACAGAGUACAAAAUGCAAGGCACUGGUUACACUGCGAUGGACAAAAGGUAAAUAUAUGGUACUAUGGUCCACUGUUUAAACUAGACAUAGUCGGACAUAUACAUAUAACCUUUCAGGUUUACUGUUUUCAGAGUUCUCUCUGUCUACAGUCUGCUCUGAGGAGCACACCAGACAAUCUCUCUCUCUCUCUUUCUCUCUCUCUCCAUCAUCCCUUCUUUCUCUUCAUCCCAUUCUAUGAUAGUUAUUUAAGCCAGUGGGCUUGAAUCAUCUCCAUCUCUAUCCAUCUCUCUCUCUCUCUCUCUCUCUCUCUCUCUCUCUUAUGUUUCGUAUUUCUCUGUUGGUAUCCCUUCUUUUUUCAGCUCUUCAUUCAUCUCUCCCUUUCUCAUUCCUUUUUUCCAGCUUUGUUUUCUGUAUAUGCAUGGCCUUUCUUUUCUCUCUCUUACUCUUUUUCUCCUGCUACUCAGUCAUUCUUUCGAAGUAGUAUUGCAUGGUGCAUGAUCCUCAGUUCUCUUCCUCCCUUACCGUUCCUUUUGCCCCCUCCCUUCUUCCCUCUCUCUCCUUUUCUCUCUCCUUCCAGUGCAACAUCCUGGACUUAAGAUCCUUCGCUCCGACUCCAGUAGCACCAUUUCAUCUCGUAUAGGUUGGGUUUCUCUCUCGCUCUCUUUCUCUUUUUUUCUCCCUCCGCCUCUUUUUUGUUCCCUCUCUCACUCCCUCUUGGUUGUUUUUUGGUUUGGCCUUUUUGCUGUGCUUUGCUGACUGUGACACUGAACUAACGUUCCUGCCCUUUCUGGCUACAUGCUAAUGCUAGCGCGAGGGGAUCCAUAUCACAGGUUAUAGGGCCAAGUCAUUGACCUGUGUCUUUCUUUUGUUUUGAAGUUGUUUUAGCCACUUGUCACUUUGGUCCCUGAUGUGUCCACCUCCACAAUCCUUCAAUCUUGGGGACUUUACCUGUAUUUUUACUCCUUUGCCACUGUCUUCUGUGUUGAAGUGAGAGAGAGAAAGUGUGUGUACGCGAGAGAGACGCUAAGCAGAAGGAAUGUGUGUGUUUUGUCUAUGUAUUUCCACCUCACCGUGAGCAUGCCACUAUUUCACGUUGUCUCUUGUGUCUCUCAGUGACGGUCACUCCUGGCUAUUUCUGCUGCAGAGGUACCUACAUUCCCUCUCUCUUCCAUUGCUCCGUUGUCCAGCUCUCCAUCUUUCUCACUCUGUCCAUCCAUCCAGCUCUAAAUUUCUCAUUCUAACUGCUCUGUCCAUGUGCUUGUAUCUAUGUGUGGGCGUAUGUAUGUGUAUACAUGUCUAAGUCUUGUCCGUGUGCCAGUCCGCAUCAUGCUUCCCACUCAAAAAAGGAUUGGCCAGCCCUGGUCUUGGUGGUAAUGGUUGCCAUGUGGAUCCAAAAUGGCGGCACAGAUUGAAGGGCGAGUCCCAUUUAAAAACAGAGACCGUCUAAGACCUGGGUGUGGCCAGCCUGGGUUUCUAUUAGCACUUGAAGCGGCUCUUUAAAUGUAAUGGCGGGUGGGGACUGAAUUAGAGGGUGCACCUGGCUCGCUGGGGGAUGUAAUUGCAGGGCGCGCACCCAUGUAUUAUUGACUGGCCUUGCUGCUGUUGCUAGUGGAUGACUAUGAGGGGGUGUGUCCUGUCCUGGGUAUAUCUACUGACCACGGCUCCAGUGCCCUGCUGCUAAUGCUAGCUGCAGCCCUCUCAUCCCUCUUUCUUUCUCUCUCUCUUUCUUAGUCCCUUUCCUCCCUCUCUUUCCCUCCCUCUUUCUCACUGUGGCUGGCUUUUCUGGGCUUAAGUGUUGUGUGCUGGGGCUGCUGAACUAUCUUGUCUAAGAAUGCUUCUAUGAAUGUCUAUGGGAGGGGAGUCCCCCAUGGUACUGUAUUGGGGCUCCCCCAAAGCAUAACCAGGCAUGCCCCACAUAAACGCGCCAAACGCACUGUUUACGAAUUAGGGAAAGAAUAAAGGAGUCAACAGAGCGACUCCCUCGCAGUGAGAGAAGAGAGGCUGUGCUUUGGUUUACAGACAGACCUCUGUGUUCUAACUAUAUAACCAGAUAUAUAACAGUUGUUCUAAUAGUGUGGCUAUAACAAAUAAAAAUGUAUUAUCAAAGUCCAUACUUCCAAUUGCUAAACAUUUUUCACUAAUAGUUUGGAUAUACUGACCUCUAACCUCUGUGUGAGGAUGCCUUGCUGCCUUCCUCUAACCUCUGCACCAUCACAAACACUACACACCCACUCCCUCUUCCCCUUAAAGGUAGCCCAGCCAGAAGUGCACUUCACUGACUCUGAUUCCCAACCCUCCCCUCCCCGUACUCUAUCCAGCACUGACUCAACCAUACAGUGCACUGACUCUGAGAGCAGUGACUCGCCGGGGAAGCACUGACUCUGCCUCGCACUGCUCGCUGCCUCGAUAUGUACUGCAUCCAUAGUAACGAUAACUAUACGUGACUCGUUGUUUUGUCUCCCUCUUUCUUUCUUUCGCUCUCGUUCUCCUUCUUCCCUUCUUCCCUCACUCCAGCCCGAGGCCGUACCAACCUGGAGCUGCGUGAGAAGUUCAUCCUACCGGAGGGGGCUUCCCAGGGCCUGGCGGCCUUCCGCUCCCGGGGCCGGCGCUCCAAACCCGGCUCCCGCACGGCCUCGCCCACCCGUUCCUCCUCCUCGGCCUCGCACAGCGCACAUAGCUGCGCCUCCCUGCCCUCCGCUCCUGCCACCCCCACGGCCUCCUCUAGAGUAAGUGCCCUCGAAACCCAUUCUUCCCCAUAGAAAUACAAUUACUAGAACGGGAAAAGCUCCUCAGACCAUGACAACUUGACAGAACCGGUGUACUCAUCAUGGGUAGACUCAAUAUGGUAUUUAUGGGAGCUAGGUGAUAGAGCUAUAUCGCCCUUAAAGGGACAUUUCCCUGCUUCUCUUCACGUCAUAUGUUGGUUACCAUGUUAGUUAUAGUAGAACUCUGUCACAAAGAUCGGUAGUGUCUUUAAUAUAGGCUGAGCAAUCACACAAGCUACUUUAAUCGCUGUGGAAAAGGAAAGUGAACAUGGUGUCUCUCUUUAAGUGUUCCUAAUGGAAACAAAGAUUAAAAUGGAAACUGCAAGUGUACACUAUACAUAUGCAUAACAAUACUACAAUACAUGUUCACAAACUGCAGUCAGUCAUUGUCACAUGUCAGUCAUGUCAGAGUUUUAAAAAAAAGUUGUUUUGUAUUUUACCCCCUUUUUCUCCCCAAUUUCGGGAUAUCCAAUUGCGAUCCAAUUUAUGAUCUUGUCUCAUCGCGGCCAAACCCUUUUUCAUGAGCAUGGCCUUAUUUCUAUUACAGCAUAUUGGAUGACUGUCAUUCAUAUUUCAUUCACAAAGUUCAAUGUAACAGCAAUAGGUUUAAGCUACUACAUGAUACACUCAAAUUUUCCCUAUACCCAUCAUGAGGUUUCUACAACCUAGCCUAUGAAUGAAAGUUUACAACAUAGGUGCACACAGGUCGAGAUAAAUAUUUGAGGUGACAGACAGUGACACAUUCAAUACCGCCUUGCACACUCUUGCCUGCAUCUAGCUGAUCUAGGGUGUAAUCAUUAGUCCAACAGUUGCAAAUGAGAGUUUCUAUUGGACAAAUGCAGGUAUGUUUAUCCCGUUUCAUUCCGUUUGCUUCCGUUUAAGAAACGUUUUUUAACAGAAUCGGCGGAAUGAAUACACCCCUGAUCACACUUAAACACAGUUCACUUUCAUAGUAGCCACGUUGUAUUCCUUCUCACAUCUAUGCGCUCUUCUCCUUUCAUCUUUUCCCUUCGCUUAUGGACUUCAAUGCACAACACAUCAACUGUAUGUGACCAGGCGAAAAAACUUUUCCAAACCAUAUCAUAACCACUACACACAGUUUACAUCGUUGUCACUAUAUUAGCUAAAGUAACAUCAUAGUCAACAUAGCUAAUAGAACUAACGCGUUUGUAAACCCACUACAAUCAUGCAGUAACAUUACAGUGUACAAUCAGUGAGCAGUUUAGCACUUACACCGGCGGGCCCCGGUGCCAAUAAAUGAGUAAAACCAAAAGCUUACCUUGACUUGGAAGAGUUCCAGUGUUGUGUUGGAUAGUCAUAGCCAGCUAGCUAACAUUAGCAUCCCUCUGUUUGAGCAGGGUGUUUGAGUAGGCUAAACUAGCUAGCUGCAUUUGCAAAUGACAUCUCUCUCUAGCUCUCUUCAUUUUGGAAGAAAUUAAAUUGUUCAAAACUGUUCAACUAUUGUCUUGCUCUCUCUUUGAGUCAACUACUCACCACAUUUUAUGCACUGCAGUGCUAGUUAGAUGUAGCUUAUGCUUUCAGUACUAGAUUAAUUCUCUGAUCCUUUGAUUGGGUGGACAACAUGUCAGUUCAUGCUGCAAGAGCUCUGAUAGGUUGGAGGACUUCCUCCGGAAGUUGUCAUAAUUACUGUGUAAGUCUAUGGAAGGGGGUGAGAACCAUGAGCCUCCUAGGUUUGGUAUUGAAGUCAAUGUACCCAGAGGAGGAUGGAAGCUAGCUGUCCUCCGGCUUCACCAUGGUGCUACCCUACGGAGUUCUGUUAAGGCUACUGUAGACCUUUAUUGCCAAACAGUGUAUUUUAAUCAAUUAUUUUGUGACGUGAAUAUAUUUAGUAUAGUUUUAUCUAAAAAGGAUAUGUUUUUUAAUGUUUUACCAUUUUUAUGAAAUUUCACUGAGGAGGAUGGCCCUCCCCUUCCUCCUCUGAGGAGCCUCCACUGCUCAGUUCGGAUGAAACACACCUCUCCGGCCUUUCUCACGUAUACCACUGCAUCCUAAACACUAGACAAUUAUGUUUCGUAUAACGUAGUGUAGCACCACUGGUCGUAUAUUCAAUCAGUCAGUUACUGUAGCCUAGGUCAAAAUAGAAAAGUAUAUGGUCAUCGCAAGUAUACUUUCAUCACUAUCUAGUGUGGCAGUCCAACCAAGGUGCAUGAAAUGAGGAAAAACUGAGUCUAAAGAAGAUAUUCAGCCAGUCUUGGAGGACAAAGCAUGAAGCCAUAUUACCCAGAAUACCCAUAAUUAUCUGUAUUGUUGUCACUGAUCAUUAGUUGUGUAGUCUGUUUAUUGUGUGAUUUUUGUAUCGUGUAUGUGUCUUUUGUCAGUCUGUGUUGAAAUGGUUGUUUUUCUGUUUCUACAUGUCAACAACAAUCACCACGUCCUUAACUGUGAGAUUUUUAUUUGUUGUUCUGUUCUUUAUUUUUGUCUUUCUUUUGUCUCCUAAAUCCCUCCAAUCCACCCCCUGCUAACCUCGCUUGAAAAAUGUUUUUCGUUCUGUGUUUUUAAAUCAUUCCACUGUCGCACCAAAAACACUGCGCUACACUACCUGCCUCCCCUCAUACCCCUUCCUCCCUUCCUGCCUUCCCCUAUUUUCCUUUGCUCUACUUUCCUGCUUCUCUCCUUGCUUCUCCUCCUUUUUUAUUCUCCUUGGCUGCCUCCCUACCUCCCUCCUUCCCUUUGCUGAUCCCAGUCCUCAAACUCGCGUGGCUAUGCCAAGCCCUGGCUGGCACACAGUAAAACUCCAACGCCUACCAAGUGCCAGUCCUGCCCAGACCACGGCCACACCACCCAUGGGCAUGAGGUAACACACAGACCCCCCCCCCCCAACCUCCCGCCACCCCUCCCAAGCCCCAGCGAACUAAUAACGCACUAACUCACACACACUUAUCACUCACUUACGGGUGGCUAUAGACACUGCACAAUGGGACCAUGAAGACAUAGGAGACGUGAUAUAAAAAUUCAGCUUUAAGACUGAAUAUAUUUGCAUCAUAUCUUGUUUCACUGUUUUUGCUCAAUAUUCAGUUUAACAUUAUUAUGUGCAUUGUCACAAUAUUUUUGCACCCCGGCAAGAAGUGACUGGUGGUAGGUCAAUAGAAAGAGAUUCAAAGUGAUGUUCUCUUAAAGAGGAAGUAGUGAGAAAUUGUAUCAUUAUUAGCUAUCUCCAUAUACGUUGUGUUGAACUGGUAGUUCUAGGGAUUUAGUUUGGUAGUCUUGGUCAUUUUUUAAGUGAUGUGUCUGCUGUAUUAUGCUAGUAUGGGGAUGAUGCUUAAAAGUAGGACCAGCUCCUUUAGUUAAAGGUAGAUGCAGCAAUAUGACAUCAUCAUACACAACAGGGCAACAUCCUGGCUACAAACAUCAACAACAAUGAAAUUCUAAUUCACUAUUGACUUCCCAAUGUCAGCAUGCCUCAAGACUCAAAUUGGGAAGAGCCAAAAGUGACAGCCUUUUCAGAUUUGUACUCUGUUUGGUGGAUUUAUUUUUAUUUUAUUUUUUAUUUCACCUUUAUUUAACCAGGUAAGCCAGUUGAGAACAAGUUCUCAUUUCCAACUGCGACCUGGCCAAGAUAAAGCAAAGCAGUGCGAUAAAAACAACAACACAGAGUGGCGCAGUGGUCUAAUGCACUGCAUCGCAGUGCUAACCGUGCCACUAGAGAUCCUGGUUCGAAUCCAGGCUCUGUCGCAGCCGGCCGCGACCGGGAGACUCAUGGGCGGCGCACAAUUGGCCCAGCGUCGUCCAGGGUAGGGGAGGGAAUGGCCGGCAGGGAUGUAGCUCAGUUGAUACAGCAUGGCGUUUGCAACGCCAGGGUUGUGGGUUUGAUUCCCACGGGGGGCCAGUAUAAAAAAAUAUGUAUUCACUAACUGUAAGUCGCUCUGGAUAAGAGCGUCUGCUAAAUGACUUAAAUGUAAAUGUAAAUGUACAUAUGGGGUCCAAAAAACAUAAGGUCAUAAAAUACAACAGAAAAUAUAUAUACAGUGUGUGCAAAUGUAGCAAGUUAUGGAGGUAAGGCAAUAAAUAGGCUAUAGUGCAAAAUAAUUACAAUUAGUAUUAACACUGGAAUGCUAGAUGUGCAAGAGAUUAUGUGCAAAUAGAGAUACUGGGGUGCAAAAGAGCAAAAUAAAUAACAAUAUAGGGAUGAGGUAGUUGGGUGGGCUAAUUUCAGAUGGGCUGUGUACAUGUGCAGUGAUCGGUAAGGUGCUCUGACAACUGAUGCUUAAAGUUAGUGAGGGAGAUAAGAGUCUCCAGCUUCAGAGAUUUUUGCAAUUCGUUCCAGUCAUUGGCAGCAGAGAACUGGAAGGAAUGGCGGCCAAAGGAGGUGUUGGCUUUGGGAAUGACCAGUGAGAUAUACCUGCUGGAGCGCAGACUACGGGUGGGUGCUGCUAUGGUGACCAAUGAGCUAAGAUAAGGCGGGGAUUUGCCUAGCAGUGAUUUAUAGAUGGCCUGGAGCCAGUGGGUUUGACGACGAACAUGUAGUGAGGACCAGCCAACAAGAGCGUACAGGUCACAGUGGUGGGUAGUGUAUGGGGCUUUGGAGACAAAACGGAUGGCACUGUGAUAGACUACAUCCAAUUUGCUGAGUAGAGUGUUGGAGGCUAUUUUGUAAAUGACAUCGCCGAAGUCAAGGAUCGGUAGGAUAGUCAGUUUUACGAGGGAGGAAGUCGUCCCGCUGUGUAUGAUGAUGUCAUAUUGUGGUGUCUACCUUUUAAAGGCCCAGUGCAGUCAAACAUUUGAUUUGAUAUAUAUAUACAUACCAGUCAAAAGUUUGGACACACCUACUCAUUCAAGGGUUUUUCUUUAACUUUACUAUUUUUUACAUUGUAGAAUAAUAGUGAAGACAUCAAAACGAUGAAAUAACACAUUUGGAACCAUGUAGUAACCAAAAAAGAGGUUAGAAUAUAUAUUUAAUAUUUGAGAUUCUUCAAAUAGCCACCCUUUGCCUUGAUGAUAGCUUUGCACACUCUUGGCAUUCUCUCAACCAGCUUCAUGAGGACGUCACCUGGAAUGCAUUUCAAUUAACAGGUGUGCCUUCUUAAAAGUUAACUUGUGGAAUUUCUUUCCUCCUUAAUGCGUUUGAGCCAAUCAGUAGUAUUGUGACAAGGUAGGGGGGGUAUACAGAAGAUAGCCCUAUUUGGUAAAGACCAAGUCCAUAUUAUGGCAAGAACAGCUCAAAUAAGCAAAGAGAAACGACAGUCCAUCAUUACUUUAAGACAUGAAGGUCAGUCAAUACGGCAACAUUCAAGAACUUUGAAAGUUUCUUCAAGUGCAGUCGCAAAAACUAUCAAGCGCUAUGAUGAAACUGGCUCUCAUGAGGACCGCCACAGGAAUGGAAGACCCAGGGUUACCGCUGCUGCAGAGGAUAAGUUCAUUAGAGUUACCAGCCUCAGAAAUUGCAGCCCAAAGAAAUGCUUCACAGAGUUCAGGGAACAGACACAUCUCAACAUCAACUGUUCAGAGGGGACUGUGUGACUUAGGCCUUCAUGGUCGAAUUGCUGCAAAGAAAACACUACUAAAGGACACCAAUAAGAAGAAGAAACCUGCUUGGGCAAAGAAACACGAGCAAUGGACAUUAGACCGGUGGAAAUGUGUCCUUUGGCAAUACGCCAUCCCAUUUGGUUUGGGCUUAGUGGGACUAUCUUUAGCUUUUCAACAGGACAAUGACCCAACACACCUCCAGGCUGUGUAAGGGCUAUUUGACCAAGAAGGAGAGUGAUGGAGUUUGGGAUGAGUUGGACGGUAGAGUGAAGGAAAAGCAGCCAACAAGUGCUCAGCAUAUGUGGGAACUCCUUCAAGACUGUUGGAAAAUAGUGAAAUUAACUUUUAACAAGGCACACCUGUUAAUUGAAAUGCAUUCCAGGUGACUAACUUAUGAAGCUGGUUGAGUGUGCAAAGCUGUCAUCAAGGCGAAGGGUGGCUACUUUGAAGAAUCUCAAAUAUUAAAUAUAUUUUGAUUUGUUUAACACUUUUUGGGUUACUACAUGAGUCCAUAUGUGUUGUUUCAUAGUUUUGAUGUCUUCACUGUUAUUCUACAAUGUAGAAAAUAGUGCAAAUAAAGAAAAACCCUUGAAUGAGUAGGUGUGUCCAAACUUUUGACUGGUACUGUGUGUGUGUAUGUAUGUGUGUGUGUGUGUAUAUAUAGUGUGAAUAUAUAUAUAUAUAUAUAUAUUCACACUAUGUGGUCGGAAAACUUUUAAAUUGUGAAAGUGAUGAUAAUACCCUUUUAGUGUAAGAUUGCCUGAAAUUUCAGCCUGUUUUGGUGGGAGGGAGUUUUGGCUUUCCAUAGUGACAUCUCCAUGCAGUAAAUGAGUUAAUAGACCAAUAAGAAAGAGUUUCAAACCUCUGCCAAUAACAGCUAAUUUUCAGUUUUCCCUCCUCACUCAAACCACUCCUAGCAAAAUUCUUGCUUAAGAAAAUGCUCUUUGCUAAGAAGCUAUUUUUGUUUCUUUUAGACCAUGUUAAUUGAAAACAAUCACAUUAAGGUACUUCAUUGUUACCCAGAAAUGAUUUGAUAUUGAUAUAAAAACAGCUGCAUUGAACUUUUAAUGCAGUGUUUCUUAAUCCUGGUCCUGGGCACCCAAAGGGUCAGUUUUGUUUUUGCCAUAGCGCUACACAGCUGAUUCAAAUGAUCAACUCAUCAUCUUUGAUGAUUUGAACAGGUGUGUAUUGCUGAGGCAAAAACAAAAAUGUGCACCCCUUUGGGUCCCCAGGACCAGGAUUAAAAAGCAUUGCUUUAAUGUAUUCAGUAGCACAGUUUGCCACUGUCUGACAUUCCCUGUGUCUGUCUAUAGGGGGCAGCGUCGGGGUCCAAGCUGAAGAGGCCCACAUUGCACUCCAGCCGAGGGUCUCUGACUGGAGAGAAUGGAGGAGCUACACCCACUUCUACUAAACCUGGACGCAACGGUAAGAACAAAGUCCUGAUUUUUCAUACCAGUUUUGAUUCCUAUUUUCAGUCCUCUAUUUUUGUUAUCUUGGAACAUGUGAUUCCCAUAAUUAAAAUGAGACUAAACAUCAUUAUUUUCUCUAUUCUUCACUUUCUAUCCCUCAUCACCUACCCUUACCCUCCUCCUCUCAGACCCCAGGCGUACCCCAUCGGGGGCCAGUGGUGCUGCCAGCCGGGCGGGCAGCAGAGCAGGCAGCAGGGCCAGCAGCAGGCGGGGUAGCGACGCUUCGGACGCCUCAGAGCUCCUGGAGACGCACUCGGCCUGCUCAGACACCUCAGACACCCCCCGGCGACCAGGAGCGGCCAAGCCCUCCAAGAUCCCUACCAUCUCCAAGAAGGCCCCCAGCCCCAAGACACCCUCUUCUGGGAAGAAA